AUGGCCAACUCCGAGGAAACGCCGCCGCCUUCCAGAAUCGAGGUUGAGGUGGUGACCGAGAACCUCGAGACCCCCGAGCUGGAUGAUCGUUCAUACCGUGUCAUCCGUCUGCCCAACGGCUUGGAGGCUCUUCUGGUUCACGACCCCACCACUGACAAGGCCGCGGCCGCGGUUGAUGUCAACGUUGGGAGCCACAGUGACGAGGAUGAUAUGCCAGGAAUGGCACAUGCCGUUGAACAUCUUCUGUUCAUGGGGACCAAGAAAUUCCCUGUCGAGAAUGCCUAUCAUCAGUACAUGUCAAACCAUUCUGGGCUCACCAAUGCCUUCACGGCGACAACCUCAACCAACUACCACUUUGAGGUCUCUGCCAAGCCCAGCAACGAUGAAGAGCCAUCUGCCACCAAUCCCUCACCACUGCUGGGAGCGCUGGAUCGCUUUGCCCAGUUCUUCAUCGAGCCACUGUUCUUGGAGAACACUCUGGAUCGUGAACUGAGGGCCGUUGAUUCAGAAAACAAGAAGAAUCUCCAGAGUGACAACUGGCGUCUGCACCAACUCAAAAAGACUCUCUCCAACCCGAAACACCCCCACCACCACUUCUCUACCGGCAACCUUGAGACGCUCAAGACCAUCCCCGAGGCAAAGGGUAUCAACGUGCGAGACAAGUUUAUUGAGUUCUAUGAGAAACAUUAUUCUGCCAACCGCAUGAAGCUUUGCGUCUUGGGAAGGGAGCCCCUGGAUGUUUUGCAGGCUUGGGUGGCCGAGUAUUUCUCUCCCAUCAAGAACAAGAACCUGCCACGCAACAGGUGGGAGGAUGAGGUUCCGUUCACAAAGGAUCACUUGGGAGUCCAAAUCUUCGCCAAGCCUGUGAUGGAUACUAGAGAAAUUACUCUGAGCUUCCCCUUCAUGGAGCAAGAGAAUCUUUACGAGACGCAGCCUGGUGGAUACAUUAGCCAUCUCAUCGGCCAUGAGGGCCCUGGCAGCAUUAUGUCCUAUGUCAAGUCCAAGGGAUGGGCCAACGGUCUGGGCGCCGGGCCAAGUAACAUUUGCCCCGGGUCUCCGGACCUGUUCGACAUCGGGAUCACCCUGACAGAAGAGGGACUGAAAAACUACAAGGAGAUCGUGAAGGUCGUGUUUGAGUACAUCGCCCUUCUGCGAGAGACGGAGCCGCAGCAGUGGAUCUUUGAUGAGCAAAAAGGCAUGGCAGAUGUCAAUUUCAGGUUUAUGGAGAAGUCUCGAGCUUAUCGGUUUGCAAGUUCCGUCAGCCAAAGGAUGCAAAAGCCAAUCCCCCGCGAGCAUCUGGUGUCUGGGUAUUCCAAGCUUCGCAGAUUCGACCCGAAGUUGAUCAAGCAGGCUUUGGGCUGGCUACGACCCGACAACUUCUUUCUCGUUGUCACCUCACGGAAUCCCCCUGUUACGUUGGACAAAAAGGAGAAAUGGUAUGGGACGGAGUACACCGUCCAACCAAUUCCGGAGACUCUGAUGAAGGAGGUCCAGGCGGCAGCUACCAGCACACCUGACAACCGAAAAGCGAAGCUUCAUCUCCCCCACAAGAACCAGUUCAUCCCAACAAAGCUAGACGUGGAGAAGAAGGAAGUCAAAGAGCCUGCCAUCGCCCCGCGGAUUAUCCGCAACGACUCUAUGGUCCGGACCUGGUACAAGAAGGACGAUACGUUCUGGGUCCCGAAAGCAAGUAUAAUGGUUAGCUGCCGGACACCAAUCACCUCACUGGCGUCUAUGCGGGCAGCAGGCCGUCUUUUCACAGAUUCGAUCAAGGACGCGCUCGAGGAAUACUCAUAUGAUGCCGAACUUGCUGGUGUUGAAUAUACUGUGAUCUGCGAGGAGCGGGGAAUGUAUAUUGAGGUCUCUGGCUACAACGACAAGCUUUCGGUGCUCCUAGAACAGGUUCUGGUCACCAUGCGCGACCUCGACAUCCGCGAAGAUCGAUUCGCCAUCAUCAAGGAACGCACGAUCCGGUCAUACCGAAACUGGGAGCUUUCAGCACCAUGGACACAGAUUGGUGGAUACAUGAGCUGGCUGACGACAGACCACUACAACACCAUCCUGGAUAUCGCAGAGGAGCUUCCUGCCGUGACAGCUGAUGCGGUGCGAUCUUUCAAGAGGGAAUUCUUGGCCCAGAUGCACAUGGAAGUCUUGGUUCACGGCAACUUUUACAAGGAGGACGCACUGAAGCUGACCGACAUGAUCGAAAAGACGCUCAAGCCACGGCCAUUCCCUCCAUCUCAGUGGCGUUCACCUCGCGGGCUGGUGUUUUCUCCAGGGUCAAACUACGUCUGGAAGAAAACGCUCAAGGACCCCGCGAACGUGAACCACUCGAUCCACUACAUGCUCUACACAGGUGCCAAGAUUGAUCGUCCUCAGAGGGCAAGGACAGCUCUUUUGGACCAGAUCAUGCAUGAGCCUUGUUUCGACCAGCUUCGCACCAAGGAACAGCUCGGAUACAUCGUUUACUGUGGCUCUUGGAGCAAUGUGACAACGUUUGGUGUCUACUUCAUCAUUCAAAGUGAGAAGACGGCCCCCUAUCUUGAGACCCGGAUCGAAAAGUUCCUGGAGGACAUGGGGAAGAGACUCGAGGAUAUGAGUGAGGAGGAUUUCGAGAAGAACAAGCGAAGUUUGAUUGAACGGACGCUUGAGAAGGCCAAGUCGCUGGAGGGAGAGAGCAACCGGCACUGGCAGGCCAUUGAGUCUGAAUACUACAUGUUCAACAACCGACAGUUGAUGGUGGAGAAUCUGAAGCCACUGACAAAGGCUGAUAUGAUUGAGUUUUUCAACCACUACAUCAACCCUUCGUCCCCUUCGCGGGCGAAGGUUGCAGCUUAUCUGGAGGCCCAGGCCAAGAGCGAUGUGACAACGAAGCAAAUUACGGAUCUCAUCAAGACGCUCGAUCUCGAUGAAAGUACCGCUGCCCAGGCUGCCACUGACCUGCAGUCUCGCCUGAGUGCGGCUGGCCAUGACGAGGAAAAGGAGGUCGAAGGCCUUGUCGACUACCUCCAAGGCCUCGGGGUACCAGACGGCAAGGUAAAGGCUGCGUCUGACGUGUGGAGAAGACUACACUCUGAGCAUGGACCCGGCAGCGGAGUUGUCAAGGACGCAGAGCCACCAUCAUCCAAUGGGACGACACCCACCCUCAUCAAGGAUGUGCGAGACUUCAAGGCACUCCAUGCCACCAGCAGGGCUCCCUAUCCAGAGAAGGAUCUUGCGGAGUAUUAUGACCUGGAUGCAAAGCUUUAG
Messenger RNA from Podospora anserina S mat+, 3249 nucleotides. RefSeq lists its product as uncharacterized. Gene Ontology annotation, biological process: peptide catabolic process. The transcript has 3 exons. The record is from RefSeq and is a predicted model, not a curated record. Bases 1 to 3249 code for a protein of 1082 amino acids. Gene Ontology annotation, cellular component: mitochondrion; cytosol. NCBI's taxonomy places the organism in Eukaryota, Fungi, Ascomycota, Sordariomycetes, Sordariales, Podosporaceae. Gene Ontology annotation, molecular function: metalloendopeptidase activity; metal ion binding.